Messenger RNA from Serendipita indica DSM 11827, 609 nucleotides. The record is from the annotation of a GenBank genome assembly. Lineage: Eukaryota; Fungi; Basidiomycota; Agaricomycetes; Sebacinales; Serendipitaceae.
AUGCAAAUCACAUCGCGGUGUCUUCGACACCCUGCAUCUGCCCCUCCUACUAUUCCGGAGGAAAAAAAGAAGAAGGGACGCCACCGCUUCCAAUCUACAUAUCCUACGCCGGCCUCUUCUGAAUACCAUCCUUCGGUUCCUCCUCCCUAUACCAAAACGACCCCUUUCCGACAUGCCCAUUUCGAGGAUGUCGUGAGACAACCACCGGGGCCGAUGACUCCUGCUUUCCCGCCGUUGAAUACGAGCCGUAUUACGCCGUCUCCUAUUUCCGACGGUUCGAUUGCAACGUAUUUCGUCCCUUGCAUGGGAUACCUAUUCCCCCUCCCCCCGAAUUGCGGAGAGGACGUCGCUGCUAUGUUAAAUGAAGGCGUAAAUGUUACAUAUGCAAAGGGUAGGCCGAUAUUCGGUCUUCCUAGCACCUGUACAUCAAGGGUGCCUCGAGCACCCGUGCAAGAUGCUUCAUCUGGACACUCUGUCCAAAGCUCUACCCUUUUCGAUGCCAGUGAAUCUCUAUCUGGCUCGAAUUCCCGGCAUAACGCGCCUAGUAAGCGCACCGGAAGGAGAUACACUCAAGGAUUCAAGGCGCCAAAAAGGCCCAAUUUCUUCUAG